AUGGCGUUUUAUGAGGAUAAUAAUAAUGUUAAGUACACACUUGAUAAGAGUACUUUGUAUCUCGUUCCUUCUGGAACGAAACAUGUUUCGAUCCUCUCACAAACGAAGUACGUCAGAGGAGAAUCAACUACAUCGUAUGCAUUUUAUGACUGCAGGAACAGUAUCAUGUCAUUUUCUUUCUCAUCAGACUCUCUCCUCGAAGAAGUUCGUGACUACGCUUUCCUCGACUGCGGACUACUCACUGAUGUUGACUUAACACAGUGCAAACAUCUAAAAUACAUCGGUGCACAAUCUUUCAAAGGAUGUUAUUCUGUCACAAGUAUCAAACUUCCUUCAAGUGCUUCAACACUUGGUGAAUCUGUAUUCAUGAACACUAGUAUUUCACAAAUUGAUCUUCCUACAUCACUCACAAUCAUUCCAAACUCAUGUUUCAAAGACUGUUCAUCACUUAUGUAUAUUAAUUUUCCAACACAAAUCAACAUUGUUGAAAUUGGAAGAAAUAUUAUUUCAAACACAAAAAUAAGAACUUUUAAUAUACCAGCUUCUGUUACAAAUCUUUAUCCAAGUUGUUUUUGUUACUCAAACGUUGAAAGUAUUUCAAUUAGUUCAGGCAAUUCUAAAUACAAGAUCAUCAACAGUAUUGUUCUCACAAGUGAUGGACAACAAGCUGUUUGUUAUCCCACAAAAAUGACCGAUAAAGUGAAUGUUCCCUCAGGAGUCAAAACCUUGGGAUAUUGUUGUUUUAAAUCAUGUUCUCUAACCCAAAUUGAGCUACCUAAUACAUUAAUAUCUAUUAUAGAUGAGUGUUUUAGAGACUCAAAGUUGAUUGAAAUCAAUAUUCCAAAUUCAGUUACAUCAAUUUUUUCGAGUGCUUUCAGAGAUUGUAUUUAUCUAACAACAGUAACUUUAUCAGAAAGUCUUAAAUCAUUACCUGGUAGUUGUUUCUAUAACUCUUCAAUUACAUCAAUUGUACUUCCUUUGAGUAUUGUAACCAUCGGAGGUUCAUGUUUUCGUAAUUGUCCGAAUCUCAAAAAGAUUACAUUACCAGAUAAUUUAACAAGUUUUAGUGGGAGCACUUUCCCUUCAACGGCCGAAUUAGUUUUCAGGCCAGAAUCUAAAUUUUACAUUGAUAGUCAAUCGCUUGUAUUAGAUAAAUCAAAUACAACUAUUUUUGCAUAUUUAGGUCCUAAUGAACCAAGAGAAAUCACAGUUUUAGAUUCAGUUGAAACCAUAAUGGGUGGUGUAUUCUCAGAGAAAGAUCGUCUUUCAAAAAUUAUAUUUUCUUCAGCAUCGAAGUUAAAAUCUAUCAAAGGUAGUGCAUUUUAUUAUUGUUCCAAUCUUGUUUUUGUUAAUCUGCCUACAACAAUUGAAGAGAUUGGAGGAUAUGCUUUUGUUUUAUGUAAUAAGUUAGAAACGAUGACAUUUAAUAAAGGCAAAACUUUAGGCAGUUGGGCUUUCCAUUAUGCGAUGGGCCUUCAGACAUUUAAUUUUGAAUCAUCAACAAUAGAUUUACUUGAAGAUAAUUGUUUCUAUCACUGUAUUAAAUUGACAUCAAUAAGAUUACCAAGUACCAUUAAAUCAAUUCUGGCAAAUGUUUUUUAUGAUUGCAUAGCUCUCAAUAAUUUUAUCAUCACAGGGAAUUCUUUGAAAUCAAUUGGUUCAAAAUCAUUUGCUAAUUCAGGAAUUACAUCUCUUGAUCUCUCUGGUUGCACUUCAAUGACAAGUUUGACAUCUUAUGCAUUGAGUGGAACUCCUUCAUUGACAAGUGUUUCGUUGCCAGAGUCUCUCACUUCCAUCGAAGAUUAUUGUUUCAUGGGAAGCGGCAUCGAGAGUAUCGCAUUCCCAGCAUCAUUGUCUAGUCUAGGUGUCAAUGCAUUCUUGAACUGCAUAUCUCUCACAUCAAUCACUAUUCCUUCUGGAAGUUCACUUGACUCAUCGAGCAUCGGAAUUGGUGCAUUCCGAGGAUGUUUCAACCUUCGUUCGAUCAACUGUGACUCAUCAUACUUCGAAGUUGUCACAGGUGCACUCUUCACUCGAGGUCUCGAUUCUCUCUUUUUGUUCCCUCCCGCAUCUCCAAUAACUUUCUUCUCCCUCCCUGGAAACACGCACAACAUAAACGAAGGUGCAUUCCUCUCUUGCACGAACUUAGUCUCAGUUUUCAUUCCAUCAGACAGCAUAUCUCGAAUCUCGACCAGUGCAUUCGAAGGCUGCACAAGUCUCACAUGGAUCAACAUCCCCAUUUGUGUCUCUAAUGUUGGUAGUUCAGCAUUCAAAGGCUGCGACAAACUUGGCUGUGGCAUCAAUGUCGAGAACAAGAGUGAUUCAUUCCUGAAAGACCUAUUCGACAUCGCACUUCUUCCUCGACACUCUGUCAAACCUUGUGAUUCAUACGUAUGCACUAAGAAAUACUGCUUCAACAGCUACUUCACUUCUUCUCUUAUCUCUUUCAUCGCAGUUAUUAUUGUAAUGUGA
Trichomonas vaginalis G3 is the source of this 2472-nucleotide messenger RNA. Its product is annotated as antigen BSP-related family. The coding region runs from base 1 to 2472 and encodes 823 amino acids. The transcript has a single exon. NCBI's taxonomy places the organism in Eukaryota, Parabasalia, Trichomonadida, Trichomonadidae. The record is from RefSeq and is a predicted model, not a curated record.